Molecule: messenger RNA, 3046 nt
Organism: Cydia amplana
Lineage: Eukaryota; Metazoa; Arthropoda; Insecta; Lepidoptera; Tortricidae
Product: myogenesis-regulating glycosidase
Exons: 12
Coding region: 140-2959 (939 amino acids)
Biological process (GO): carbohydrate metabolic process
Molecular function (GO): hydrolase activity, hydrolyzing O-glycosyl compounds
Source: RefSeq, a predicted model, not a curated record
GUGAUGCGCGCGCUCGGACUCGCGCGGGUUCUGAUUUUACCGGCCAGUGGAGCAGUUACACUAAAGACCAGCAGUUAACUAAAGUGAUGUGAAGUUGGCAACGGACUCAAAUAAGGUUACUGCUGUAUGAAAUACCAAUAUGGACGGCCAACCAGAAAUAGCAAAAGGCCUCAACUCCCCCGAACUAAAAAGAAACAAAGAAAUCCCUUUCGCGGACGACUUCAUCGAACUUGACAAUGUUAAGCCAGGAGUACCUAUACGACCAAAACGAGAAACCAAAGAAAUACAUGCAACUGAUUUAGGAGAAGUACAUUCUUCACCAGACAGUGAUACCAUAGUAGUUAAUACACCUGAAGGAACACUUUAUAUAACUUUAGAGCCAGAUUCAAGCAAAUCUAGUAGAGUUAAUAGUCCAAGCACUCAAUCGACUGAUCUCACGUCUCCUAGUACUUCUAAAUGUGCCGAAGAGUCUGUGGCUUUGAUAGAAAAUGAGAAGGAUAUAGAAGCGGAACAGAGACGGGCGAAUUUGAGGAGGAACUCGAUUUCGAUGCCGACGCUUCAGAAUUUGGAGUUGGAGGUGCUGAGGCAGCAGUAUUUGCAGAAUCCGCAGGAUCAGAUCCCGGAGCAUCACCAGAGCUCAGCGUCAGGGUUCAGCGAUGGCGACACUCAGGCAGACCAGAACGAGAUUGAUGAUGACAGAGCCAAAGCACCCCUCCGCUCCCCACGUCGCAAGCGCCGCGGGCGCAGCGAAUUCAGCAUGGACGAGGAUGACUACUCACCAAACAACUCCGUCGUAUCCGUCAACUCUUUGGCUAGUCUUCUACGGGAAAAGUUGCAAAGCAUACCUCAAAAGAUCCGCAAGAAGCCGACCGACUACAAGCUCCGCGCGUUCGUCGGCCUCAUGUUCUUAGCUGUUGUAUUCUUUGUCGGCUUUGCCUACGUGCUAUACCAUCAACAAGCCAGCAGCCAGGCAUAUUUCGACGCAGUGCAAUUCAACGAACCGAAGAGGUUGCUGAGAAUUCAUAGUGCUGAUGACAAUGAGAUACUCAGGGCUAGUCUUGCGGUGAAUUUGCCAGCCAAGCAGAAGGCGUUCCCCUGCCUACCAGCGCACCGUCGUGUCGGCUCCGAGUGUCUCGAAUGGCAGCAGGCGGCCCGCUUCUACCUCAAGUGUCUGCCCCAUGACCCUGGCUUAGAUAACACUACGUGCUACUCGGUAGAAUGGCAGGCGCUUCGUCAUGACGUCUACCCCACCGACUGCUUUGACUGGAGCGAAACGAAAACCAACUGGUACGGCGGUGGACAGGCGUCCAACCUCUCUUGGCCUCUUAACAACGGGACCAUCGACUUCACUCCGUUCAUCACCGGGAACAUACAGAAAUCACACUUUGGAAACGUCCUUACCAGAUACCUCAUCAACUCUAAAGGUGCUGCCGUUAUUAUCGACGAAGAAACCCCCUUACAUAUUGCAAUAAAUAAAGGAAUCAAACAGAUCUGCAUCAAAGCACAGCAUGAUAACUUCGCAUACGCCAACAAACUCACAGAAUUCCCUGAAAUGAAGUACAACAUUUGCACUUCAAGAGAUAUGAAAUCGUUGCAUUCUUCAAUACAUAAUCACCAAAGAGCUCCUUUAUGGGAUGGUUUAAAACCAGCAGAUAUGAUGACCUUGGAGUCUUUGAUAACUGAACCAGUCUGGCAAAUUGCACCAAGGUUCAAGCACGAACUGCAAGCAGAAACCAUUUCUAAAUACACCGAAGAUGUUAUUAAUCUAGGCUUCCUAAAACAAGGACAUGUGUUGAUCAACGAAUAUUGGCAGAACGAGAUAGGUGAUCUAACUGUCGACACAAGUAGAUUCGAAACCUUAAACAUAACUGUAGACAAACUACAUAGAAGAGGUUUUAAAGUAGCGUUCACGAUCCAGCCCUUCAUAAGCACGGAGAGUAAGAAUUUCGCUGAAUGCGUGCAAAAGAGACUGUUAGUUAGUGAGCGAGAAAGCGAUCGAAGAAUACCAGCCUUAACCAGAUUUAAAUCUUUAGCGAGCGCUGGCAUGCUAGAUAUAACUAACAACAGAACAGUUCCAUGGUUCACGGAAAAGAUACAAGCAGUCAUAGACAAAUAUCACAUAGAUUCCUUCUACUUAGAUUUAGGGACAGCCUACGAUAUGCCAAUGUACUAUCAAUGUGAAAAGCGAUUGAUCAACCCUGAUCAAUACAAGACAAUCUUUACGAAGACUUUUGAGAAAUCGCUAAACAUCAUUGGAGUGUCAGGUGCCGUCACGCUACCGAGACCGCCGAUCUUUGUGUCACUACCGCCUUUUGAAUCAACUUGGGAAGCGUUACGCUCGGUCAUACCAACGAUGCUCACAUAUGGCAUUAGUGGAUACCCGUUCAUCAUGCCUGGAGCUGUGGGUGGAGACAUCUAUUGGCCGGGUAGCGAACAGUUCCUGCCUUCUUCUAAAGGAUUACUAGAGUCUAACGCAACAAGCACCGAAACCAAGAAGCUGCCUGAAGUAGAGUUGUACAUGCGCUGGCUACAGAUGGCGACGUUCCUGCCCGUGAUGAAGUUCACGCAUCUCCCCAGCAAGUACAACGACGAAAAGGUGCUGGAGAUGGCGAAGAACUUGACAACGCUGAGGCAGAAGACGAUAACUCCUCUCCUCCUAAAGUACAAGCGCGAAGCCCUUGAGGAAGGUCUACCUCUGAUCAGACCCUUAUGGCUGGUGACCGGCGGUGACCCCUUGCUGGUGGUGAAGGACGAGUUCGCGAUUGGAGACGACAUCGUGGUCGCUCCCGUGCUGUAUCCAGGACAGACUACUCGAGAAGUAUACCUUCCAGCGGGCCUAUGGGAAGACGGUAUCGACGGCUCAAUGCGCAAGGGCAGCCGCUGGAUGCACGAGUACAGAGUGCCGAUCAACCGCGUCGCCUACUUCAAACGUUUACCCAGUGAUUUGCGUUUUCGGUAGCCCUAUUUAAAGACAACUGAUUGCAGCCUUUAUGCUGUUGCAAUAAGGUUUAUAUUUGUCAGCUUAGAGACCCACACUAGCGUCUUU